Molecule: messenger RNA, 1622 nt
Organism: Trifolium pratense (red clover)
Lineage: Eukaryota; Viridiplantae; Streptophyta; Magnoliopsida; Fabales; Fabaceae
Product: zinc-finger homeodomain protein 11-like
Exons: 1
Coding region: 328-1530 (400 amino acids)
Biological process (GO): regulation of developmental process; regulation of DNA-templated transcription
Cellular component (GO): nucleus
Molecular function (GO): DNA-binding transcription factor activity; transcription cis-regulatory region binding
Source: RefSeq, a predicted model, not a curated record
UUGUCAUAUGAUUAGUGGUUGAGAUAUGGAGACCUUAUUGUAUAUUGCUGUAACCCUCUAUCUCUUCAUAAUCCCAUUUAAACCUCAGAUUUUGUCAUCACUUCUCAUUAUAACCAUCAUCAUCACACUCCAUAAUCAUAAUCAUCAUCAUCAUCACUUCUUUUCUUCUCUAAACCAUUAUCCCUUUCUCUUGUUUUUUUCCUUCUGUUCCCUUUCCCCUUUCAACCCUACACUAGCUACAUACAUUUCAACCCCAAUUCAUCAAAUAAAAAACCCUAAUCUCUCUUUCUCUCUCCCUGUUAUAUCAACAAGACACAAGAAAUAGACAUGACCUCAAGAAACAUAGAUGCAGAUUCUCAAACACCACAAUCAAAACAACAAACCAACAUUAAUAAUAACAUAACACCAACAACAACAACCUUAAAGUCUUCUUCACCUUUCACAAACGGAACAAAUAAACGCCACUACACAACCAUCACUACUCCACCACCGCCACCACCACCGCCACUUUCAUCUAUGAGUUAUUCUUACAAAGAAUGUCUCAAAAAUCAUGCUGCUUCUUUAGGUGGACAUGCUCUUGAUGGAUGUGGUGAAUUCAUGCCAUCGUCAUCAUCAUCUAUUAAUCCUAAUGACCCUAGAUCUCUCAAAUGUGCUGCUUGUGGUUGCCACCGUAAUUUCCACCGCCGUGAACCACAAGAACACAUCAUCACCACCACUGCUGCAACCACCACCGCCACUCCCACCAACAACAACAAUUACCUUAGCUGCAUCUAUACAACCCCAUCAACAACAGUCCCACCACCACAACCACCACCGCCAUUACAACUACCACACCGUGGACCCAUUAGUCAAAGCACAAGCCCAAGUCAAAGUACAAGCCCAAGUCAAAGCCCAAGCCCAAUUUCAAGCCCAUCUUCACCACCACCACUCUCACAUGUACCACCUUCUUAUCAUUCUUCAGCACCACACAUGCUCUUAGCACUUGGAAAUCCUUAUUCAACAGUAACACCACCACACUCCGAUCACGAUCAACACCACCACCACCACCACCACCAAAGAAAUCUCAAUUUUGCUUCAUCUGUUGUUAAGCUUGAAAACAACAACAACAUCAACAACAACAACAACAACAACAACAACAACAACAACAACAACAACAACAGCAUCAUCAACACAAGUAGUGGGAAAAAGAGAUACAGAACAAAAUUCAGCAAGGAGCAGAAAGAUAAGAUGCAUGAAUUUUCUGAGAAAUUGGGAUGGAGAAUGCAAAAGGGUGAAGAUGGAUUAGUUCAGAAAUUCUGCAAUGACAUUGGUGUUUCAAGAGGAGUAUUCAAAGUUUGGAUGCAUAACAACAAGAAUAAUAGUUUGAGAAAGAGAUCAGAAUCUGAUGUUGGAGUUGGAAUUGCUACUCAAGGUGAUGAUGAUAACAAAAACAAUCAUGAUAAUGAUAGAUCCAACAAUGUGAUUCAUAUGAAUCAAGAUGCUUGUGUCAAUGUUCGUGUUGUUUCUUCUGUUGAUGGUUUAUCUUCUUAAUUAAUAAUUAUUAGUUUUUAAUUUUCCAGAAACUUAUUAGAUAAAUGGGAAUUAAUUAAGCAGCUAUUAGAUAUUUCAUUUUUGUUUAUUAA